AUGGCGGAGGAAGUGCUCCCGGAAAGCGAUGCAAAGAUGAGCGGGCACCUGACAAUGCCUCUGCUGGCGGCAGCUUUUCUGGCCUCGUUCGGUAGCUCCAUGCUCUAUGGCUACAAUUUGGCAGUCGUCAACUCUCCUGCACAGUACAUAAAAGACUUCUACAAUGAGACCCUAAUAGAAAGUUACGACUGGGCCCCAGAUGAGGAGCUCCUCACCCUCUUGUACUCCCUCACCGUGUCCAUCUUUGCUAUUGGUGGGAUGGCCGGGGCCCUGCUGGUGGGCAGACUUGUUACUAAAUAUGGAAGGAAAGGGACGCUGGUGCGAGCCACUGUGCUGGUGUUUUUGGGAGGAGCUCUGAUGGGCUUCAGCAGACAGUGCAGGAUGCCUGCCAUGGUCAUUAUUGGACGCUUCAUCACAGGAGUGCACUCAGGUAUCUGUCUCAGUGUGGUGCCGAUGUAUCUCGGUGAGAUCGCUCCCAAGAACCUGCGAGGCUUCCUGGGCCUCGUUCCCAGCAUUCACAUCUGUCUCGGAGUCUUCAUCGCUCAGGUCCUGGGACUCCAUGAACUGCUGGGAAAGGAAGAACACUGGCCUCUGCUCCUCUCCCUGGUGGUCUUUCCUACCAUGGUCCAGCUGAUGCUGUUGCCAUGGUUUCCAGAGAGUCCGCGGUACCUGUUGAUAGAGAAGGGAAACAUUCACGCCACCAUCGCAGCCCUGAAGUGGUACCGCACUAAAGGAAACAUCCAGGCGGAGGUGGAGGAGAUGCAGGAGGAACAGCGCUCUCUGUCCUCAACCCACACCAUCUCUGUUUGCGGCCUGCUCACGGACCGCUGUGUUCGCUGGCAGGUCGUCACCAUUGCGGUGGUCAACAUCGGCAUGCAGCUGUCUGGCAUUGAUGCAAUCUGGUUCUACACAAAUGACAUAUUUAAGAACGCAGGAAUCCCAGAGCCUUAUAUUCAGUAUACGACGGUGGGAACUGGUGCCAUUGAGGUCAUCUCUGGGAUGCUGGGGUGUUUUACCAUCGAGCGACUUGGCAGAAGACCUCUGAUGAUUGGCGGCUUCCUCUUCAUGGGACUCUGCUGUGUUGGGAUCACAGUGUCUGACCUCUUCCAGGCUCAGCUGUCCUUCAUGCGCUACAUCAGUGUGGGCUGCGUUGUUGGGAUUAUUGCCGGCUUCUGCAUCGGUCCAGCCGGCGUUCCUUUCCUGAUCACUGCAGAGCUGUUUAAGCAGUCUCACCGACCGGCUGCCUACACUGUGGCCGGUUGCCUCAACUGGUUGUCCAACUUCACCAUCGGCUUCGUCUUUCCCUUCCUACAGGAGGCGACGGGUCCUUACUGUUACCUGAUCUUCUGCGUGAUCUGUUUGGGAGUGGCCGUCUACACCAUCUUCGUCAUUCCCGAGACCAGGAACAAAACCUUUAUGGAGAUCAGCCAGAUGUUCGCUGCCAAAAACAACAUCCUCAAAGAAGAGCUGACGACCAACGGUCACCUCAAGAUGGGUGUGAUGAACGGCUACGGAACCCUGAAGAAUGAGCACUAG
This is a messenger RNA of Chelmon rostratus (copperband butterflyfish), 1536 nucleotides long. RefSeq names its product solute carrier family 2 member 15b (gene slc2a15b). The transcript is spliced from 12 exons. The record is from RefSeq and is a predicted model, not a curated record. Bases 1 to 1536 code for a protein of 511 amino acids. Gene Ontology annotation, biological process: monosaccharide transmembrane transport. Lineage: Eukaryota; Metazoa; Chordata; Actinopteri; Chaetodontiformes; Chaetodontidae. Gene Ontology annotation, cellular component: membrane. Gene Ontology annotation, molecular function: hexose transmembrane transporter activity.